This is a messenger RNA of Pseudogymnoascus destructans, 2526 nucleotides long. RefSeq lists its product as uncharacterized. Lineage: Eukaryota; Fungi; Ascomycota; Leotiomycetes; Thelebolales; Thelebolaceae. Gene Ontology annotation, cellular component: membrane. Gene Ontology annotation, molecular function: transmembrane transporter activity. The transcript has a single exon. The record is from RefSeq and is a predicted model, not a curated record. The coding region runs from base 826 to 2526 and encodes 566 amino acids. Gene Ontology annotation, biological process: transmembrane transport; amino acid transport.
UGGGCUCUUACUAUGGGCUCGUUUGGCUUACUUACUUACUAUGGGACUCUGUGUGGCUUCUCUAUGGGCUAACUUCAGUACUUGCUCUAGGGGCUAAUCUUUACUUGUUCUACGUGCUCUAGUGUCUAGUAAGAACCCCCCUAACAACCCCCCUAAGGACUCCUAAAGACUUCUAAAGUCUCCCAAGAACUCCCUAAAGGCCGCCUAUAGAUCACCUAGGCAUGUUUUACGCCGAUCCAUGCUCUCCCUAUGGACAACCCAGACAAUAUUUCUGGGCAGGCAUGGGCAGUUCCAACGGUUAGGUUUCUUUUAAAACAUCCUACCCUCGAAUCUCUGCCUUCUCUAUGGACAACCCAUACUUUUACAAUAUGCAAACGUGUAAAAUGGACAUCACCCUGUGCAUUAUUCUAGAUCCUCUCUACUCUCUCUCCCCACGUGAAAUGUGGCAUAUUAGUCCCUAUACCAUAGCACUAUAUACGGCAUAGUCGCCUUCUCUCGCUGCCUUGUACUUAUCUCUUAACCAUACAGAUAGCCUCGUCAUUGCCUGAAAUGGUCUGGUCACCUUUUUCCCUGCAACAUUACCUUUUAGCCCCCUUUCUCUUUUUCGCCCAUUCCACGCCAGCCCGCUAUUUUCCCUUCAGAAUUUCCUUGGCGUUGCCAUCAGAUCUUUUGUACCAUGUUUCUCUUCUGCCUCAUUUUUUUUCCCUUUCCCUUCUUUUAAUCUACUGUUUUUUUCAAAUAUCAAAACCCUCUAUCUAUGCCAGAUCCACAUAGAUUUCCUAGAAAACUCCAGCACGUGUUGCGCAUUCACAACAUCCCGCCAAGAUGGCCAAGGAUACAGCACCUGGUGAUGUCAUCUCCCCGUCCGCCGAUAGCUCAGACGGUCACAUCGUUCGCCACCGCACCCGUAGCAUCGGGCACCUCUCCACCAACAACGGCCCCGACGGGGCGCGCUCGCUCUCCAGCGACUCCCAGGACGGCGCCGACAGCGACGAUGCCCAGCUCCAGGCGGAGUUCGGGUACAAGCCCGUCCUCAAGCGCGAGUUUGGCUACCUCUCCACCUUCUCCUUCGCCGUGAGCAUCUCGGGCCUCUUCGCGACUACCAUGACUACCUACUCCUACCCGCUGGCGGCUGGCGGCGCCGCGGCGGCGGUGUGGUGCUGGUUGAUCGCGGGGUCCGGGUGCAUGUGUCUCGCCUUCUCCGUCGCGGAGCUGGUCUCGGCGUACCCUACGUCUGGCGGACUGUACUACACGGUGUCGCGCCUGGCGCCGAAGAAGUAUGUGCCGAUCAUAUCGUGGAUCACGGGCUGGAUCAAUCUUCUGGGCCAGAUUGCUGGUGUGGCCAGUUCAGAGUACGGCGCCGCGCAGAUGCUGCUCGCGGCCGUGGCCAUGGGCACGGAUUUCAAGUAUGAGAUUACGCAGAACACGACGGUUGGCGUCAUGGCUGCGUUGACCGUGCUCACGGGGCUGGUUAACUCGCUGUCCACAUACUGGAUUGAGAAGAUGACCAAGGGAUAUGUCAUUUUCCACAUUGCCGUGCUGGUGUCGUGUUGUAUCGCCCUGCUCGUCAAGACGGAGAACAAGAACUCAGCGAGCUUUGUCUUCGCAGAGAUCGAAUCGAGCUCCGGGUGGCAGCCAAAGGGGUUCUCAUUUUUGUUCGGAUUCCUCUCCGUCGCUUGGACCAUGACCGAUUACGACGCCACGGCCCAUAUCACAGAGGAGAUCUCGAACCCAGCCAAGAAAGCGCCCUGGGCCAUCUCUGCCGCCAUGACAUUCACCUACAUCGGCGGCUUCCUCUUCAACAUCGUGCUCGGCUUCUGCAUGGGCCCCUCCUCCGCCGACAUCCUCGGCGCCUACCAGCCCGUCGCCAUGAUCUUCUACAACUCCCUCGGCAAGGCCGGCGGCAUCUUCUACACCGUCUGCGGCUUCAUCAUCAUCAAGUUCGUGUGCUUCACCGCCCUGCAAGCCACGGCCCGCACCUUCUUCGCCUACUCCCGCGACCGCCUCAUCCCCUUCUCCCACGUCUGGACUGAAGUCAGCACCAUCUCCGGCACGCCCCUCACCUCCGUCUGGCUCAGCGUCGUCCUCUGCAUCCUGAUCAACCUCAUCGGACUCGGCUCCUACACCGCCAUCUCGGGCGUCUUCAACGUCUGCGCCAUCUCCCUCGACAUCUCCUACUGCAUCCCCAUCGCGUGUAAGCUGAUCUUCGGACAAUUCAAGCCGGGGCCGUGGCACAUGGGACGAUACUCAAAGUACAUCAAUACGUGGGCCUGCAUCUGGACCGCGUUCGUGAGCGUCAUCUUUGUUCUGCCAACCGCGUACCCCGUUGCGGCUGAUACGAUGAACUACGCCUGCGUCUUCUUGGUCGCUAUCUUUGUCUUCGCGUACUUGUACUGGAUUGUGAGGGGGAAGCAGUUCUAUACGGGACCGGUCGUGGAGGGGUAUGAGGCGCCGCAGGUGGGGAGAGAGGGGGAGGAACGGGAGAGUGGGUUAAGUGGGGAGCUAGCGGGGGAGAAGGUGGCGUAG